AUGGGUGACUCCUACACUGCCGCCUUCCCCAGCACCCCGGGGCUGCUGUCCCCCUCUGCCAACCCCCAGGCAUCGCCCGGCCCCUAUGGCCCCGACUAUGGCCCCUUCGGCCACCCCUUCCCAGCGCCCACCGGUGCCCAGGAGGUGCUGGGCGGCCCCGUGGUGGUGACAGCCAAGGGGCACCCCCCGGGCGACUGCCUGCCGGGGGUUUACCCUUCCUUGGAGAUGCCUCACCCUUAUGGCUCCUGGUACAAGGGUGGCAUCAGCGGGGGGUUGCCAGGGAGCUCGGGACCUGCAGCCCCCUCCUGGUGGGACGUGCACCCCAACGGGGGGUGGCUGGGGGGGCCGCCGGGCAGCGAGGGACUGCAGGGCUCCUUGCAAGCUCAACCCACCCUCAGCCCCCCUCUCCCCGCUUACGGCUCCGACUUCGCCUCUCUCAACCCCUCCCCUUACACCGGCAACCCUGUGGUGCCACCCUCUGCCCCGAAACCCACUCCCGGAACCGCCGACACCCCUAAAGGUCCCCGCGGGGGUUCUUUGGGUGGGGGUCGCCCUGCUUGCGAUUGUCCUAACUGCCAAGAAUUGGAGCGUUUAGGAGGGGGCGCGGGAGGGGUCGGAUCCGGCGGCGGAUCCCGGAGGAAAGCUGUUCACAGCUGCCACAUCCCGGGCUGCGGGAAGGUAUACGGCAAAGCCUCGCACCUGAAAGCCCACCUGAGGUGGCACACCGGGGAGAGACCUUUCGUCUGCAAUUGGCUCUUCUGCGGCAAACGCUUCACCCGCAGCGACGAGCUGGAGCGCCACGUCCGCACCCACACCCGCGAGAAGAAGUUCACCUGUCUGCUCUGCAGCAAACGCUUCACCCGUAGCGACCACCUCAGCAAGCACCAGAAAACCCACGCCGAAAGCGGGGCCGGGGGGAUUGGUCCCCCGAACCCCCAGCCGCAGCCGGCGCCGUCGGAGGCAUCCCCGCAUCGACCCCCGCCGGCGUCGCCCGGCAAAGAGGCUGCGAGUCCGGAGACCGGAGGCUUGCUGGAGAUUUAGAGCGUGGGCUUGUUGGCUUUUUUUUGUGGGGGAGGUAUUUAUUAUUGGGGUUCUGACCCCGGCCCCCCAAAGUCCAACAUCCCCCUUUAAAACCUCUCCCCCCACCAUAAUCCCACAUCUCCUCCAAACCUGGGACCCAACACCAGAGCUUUGGUGGAGACCUAAAACUUUAUCCUCCAUCCUCCCCCUCCAGGGGUAUUUAUUAUCGGGGUUCUUCCCCCCCCUUCCCCAAAAUCUUAUGCCCCACUCCCUCUAAACGCCCCCCAUCACCUCCCCCACACCCAAGCAGAGUUCACCCCCCAAAUCGGUGCUUUGUUACAUCUCUAAACCUUCAGCCUCCCUUCUCCUCCCACUUCCUCCGGGGGUAUUUAUUAAGGGGAUGCUGCACCCCCCCCCCCCCCCCCAAUCCCCUCCACAUACCUCCCCCAAACCCAACCCCUUGUUCCCUCCCAACCCCUCCCCUCCAUCAACUCUUCAUUAACAACUGUAAUUUAUGCCUUAAAUUAUGGGGGGGUCCUUCUCUGAGUACCCUGCGGAGUGUCAAAGUGAGCCCCCCUCUUCUUCCCCCCCGUGUGUGUCUGCUCCCCCCCUGCAUAACGCUCAGGGACCAGGUUCAGUCUUUUCCCUCCAGCCUCGCUAGGGGUAAUGGAAUGGGGACCCCCUCCCCCUCAACUCCACC
Pogoniulus pusillus (Red-fronted tinkerbird) is the source of this 1720-nucleotide messenger RNA. RefSeq names its product Sp7 transcription factor (gene SP7). Bases 1 to 1041 code for a protein of 346 amino acids. Gene Ontology annotation, molecular function: DNA-binding transcription factor activity, RNA polymerase II-specific; RNA polymerase II cis-regulatory region sequence-specific DNA binding. Gene Ontology annotation, biological process: regulation of transcription by RNA polymerase II. The record is from RefSeq and is a predicted model, not a curated record. The transcript is spliced from 2 exons. Lineage: Eukaryota; Metazoa; Chordata; Aves; Piciformes; Lybiidae.